AUGUUGCCUGCCACAAGCAAGUACUGCUCCGGGCAGGAGAAGACGGAAGUGUUGGUCAUCACCCGGUGCGACUACGAAAUGUAUGCUGGGAAGCUCCACAAGCUCUUCAUCGAGCAGCGUGUGAAAUUCCUGAGGCAGUGCCCGCUGAUUGAGCAGGCGCUGCAGCAAGGCCUCGUGUCGACUGCAGAUAUUGCCUCCAUGGCUAACUGCCUGAACGAGAGGAGCUUGAACGGCAAUCAGAUCGUAGUUCGCCAGGGUGAACCGGUUGAGUGCAUGAUCUUCGUACGCUCCGGUUCCCUUGCCAUGUUGCGCCUUGUGGAAGUGGAUUCGAGAGAGCCUCGGCGCGGGGCUGAUGCCUUCGACCAGGGCAAAGAUGGGAAGAGGCAGCCGGUGAAGGAAGGCAGCGGCGCUGCUGGACAAAAGGCUGUUGGGAAGACGGCUUCUGGGAAUCCCAUCAACUUGGCCAAGGCCAUGAUAGAGAUGAAGCGAAAAGAGAGGGACCUGCAGCUCGCAGCUGUCUACAUGAAGAACCCAAGGUCGGGCACUCGGAGAGAGAGCUUGGCUGAAGCCACGGCCUAUACCGAACGUUUCUUUGGGAGGAGAGCCUCCUUCGAAGGGGCGAAGCUUCCUGUGUCAGAGGAGGAGCUCGCCCGCGCAGAAGCUGAAGAUGCGAUGACUGCCACGGCCAGCCUGGUGACGUCUGCCACCGCGAAUGCUGGCAAGGGGCUUUGGGGCAAAUUGCGGAAGGCAACAAGACAGGCUGCGACAAUUUCGGCCGUUGCAGAGGCGCUGGACCAAGUCCAGGCUGAAGCGGAGGACAAGACCUUGCCUGGGAAGGCAAGACAUCGAAAGGCUGCGCCGGUGCAAAAGCUUCUCCGAGUCGGCUCCGUAGGUGCGUUCCAGUACUUCGGAGACAAGGAGGUUUGCAACUCCGAGGUUUUUCCGUGCAGCCUCAUGAGCGACCCCAUCGCUGACAUCUACAUCAUGAGCAAGCACGACAUCUCCAGACGGCUGCCCAAGAACUUGUUCUCCGCCCUUUUCAGCCAAGACAUUCAGAAAGAACCGACGGACGCCCACCUUCUCGGCAUGCUCAGGCAGAACGAGCGUUGGUUCACGUUCCGUCGGAGCAUGCAUGCAGAGGUGCUUAUUGGCCGGGAGCAGGACCGCGGUGCCGUAUUUCGGGCCACUGCUGCGGAGAAGCGGAUCGAUGCAGCAGCAAACUUCGAAUUUCUGG
Molecule: messenger RNA, 1234 nt
Organism: Symbiodinium pilosum
Lineage: Eukaryota; Dinophyceae; Suessiales; Symbiodiniaceae
Source: the annotation of a GenBank genome assembly